Pantherophis guttatus is the source of this 4197-nucleotide messenger RNA. RefSeq names its product neuronal vesicle trafficking associated 2 (gene NSG2). Lineage: Eukaryota; Metazoa; Chordata; Lepidosauria; Squamata; Colubridae. Gene Ontology annotation, cellular component: endosome; membrane. Gene Ontology annotation, molecular function: clathrin light chain binding. The record is from RefSeq and is a predicted model, not a curated record. Gene Ontology annotation, biological process: clathrin coat assembly; endosomal transport.
GGUGCCAGAUCCCGCACGGAAGCCGCCGCCCCAGCUUGGGAGUGUUUGCCUGCCGCAGACUCGAGCGGCUGUCUCUGCGCUCACUCCUUGAUCCUCUUUCAGUAGCUUUUGGAACCAGGCGGCUGAGGAACGAGGCGCUGUCCAUUCAGCACCACCGGGGGGGUUAAAAACCAGCUUUUUUUUUGGCGCAAUCCGUCGCGAACUUCCUUCCAAGAGCGAGCUGUGUGCCCUGCAGUCUGGAAAGUGAGAUCUAAGGAUGGUGAAGCUGGGAAGCAAUUUGAAUGAAAAGAACAAGCAGCAGCCGUCCAAUGAGGAUGGUUUUCAGACGGUUCCUUUGAUAACACCCUUGGAAGUCAAUCAUUUACAGUUCCCAGCUCCAGAAAAGGUGAUUGUGAAAACAAGAACAGAAUAUCAACCAGACCAGAAGAACAAAGGAAAACUUAGAGUGCCCAAAAUUGCUGAAUUCACAGUCAGUUUCACUGAUGGUGUAACAGAAAGGUUAAAGGUCACUAUUCUCAUAAGCCUGGCUCUUGCAUUCCUUGCCUGCAUAGUCUUUCUUGUGGUAUACAAAGCAUUUACCUACGACCACAGUUGCCCAGAUGGAUUUGUUUAUAAGCAUAAGAGGUGCAUUCCCGCUUCUCUCGAUGCUUACUAUUCAGCUCAGGAUUCCAACUCCCGGGGCAGAUUCUACACCGUCAUCAGCCACUACAGCAUGGCUAAGCAAACCAGCUCGCGGUCUGUAUCUCCCUGGCUUUCGUCAGGAUCGGUAAAUCAUGAAAAUAAGGCCGCUAAAACAGAAGGCCAUUAAAGCCAUGCGAUGGCCUGGGGAUGGAGGGAGUGGGAAAACCACAUCAUGUCUCUAAAUCAUUGCUCUAGUUCACAGAGGGCGCCUUGCUUAUCGGUGUGACGAGAAUACACUAACUCCAAGUGCAGGUGUCAUCUUAAUGGAUAGUUUUCUCUCUUUCAUUCAUUCUCACCUUCCCCUUUAGUGCAUUGUUCUCGUUAAUUUGUAACUAAGUCAGGAUCUUGUACAAAGGCAUGUUAGGUGUUGACUAUAUCUCACAAUGUACAAAUAUUUUUAAAACCAUUGCUAAGUAUUUGUUAAGAAAAUAAAAAUGAAACAAAAAAAGCAAACCCAGAAAACAUUGACAAGAAGGUAAAAGAAACAGUAAACAUAAUUUAUUAGGCCUUUCUUGGCUGAGAAAACAGCCUUGAAACUUGGCAAACAAAGGUGGGGAAUUUGUUUAUCACAAUGUGACAUGAAAGGAAAGUUCAGAUCGAUGGAGGAACUUUAUAGUGCACAACCAUCAUAUACAAAUAAAAUACAUAAUUGUUUGGGCAAAAAUCCAUCUCAAAGAGUUUUCAAGGGAUGGUGAUGUUAUAUGGAUGCUUUUAAAGCAAUUUAGCACCACUGGUGCUCCAAUGUGCAUUAUUCUGUCCUUAACAUUAAAAUGAAUGGGAAAGCCCUUACAUACAAGGAAACUCCUGUCUCUUUACCAAAAGCCCCACACAUGCAUUAAACUAUUGGAUUGUGGCUACUAAUCUUUGGUUGUUUCUCAAGAGGGAAAUAUUAGCCGUGAGAGUGAAUGCAAGCAGGUUCCUAUGUGUCUCCUGACUGUCAAUCCAAUUUUGAAUACAACAAUUCUGCCCUCCAACAAUCCAAAACUGACCGCCAAAAUUCAAAAACAAUGAAGCAAAAUCCGACUUAGAGAAAGAGGGUGAACUGCUAUCUCAGAAGGGCCCGGGGUUGGUUUCUUCUUCUUCUUUUUUUUUUUUGGUUAAUUUGAGAGAAAGACAAAAAAUUAUAGAAGUGAAACAAAUUUUAUUUUGAUUCCUCAAGGAGUAAGAGAGGCUUAUAUCCCCUUGGUUCCUGGGAAUCUUGCUCAACAGAGCAACAGACAGAUACCACUGCAAAUGCCCACCACAUGGCCAGCCACUCUUACAAUAGAGAGAUUCAAAGUAACACAGGAGAUAGCCUGUUUACUGUAUGUUUGCCAAAAUACAUUAAAAAUAAAAAAUGGCUAGCCAAUCAGGUGAGUUACCACACAAAUAAAAUGUUGCUAGAGAUACAGAAUAAGAGGAAUAACAAUGGUAUCUGCUACUAGCCACCAUGACCCCAAAAUGAUGAAAUAAUGCAUUAUGACAUCACGAGGCAUAUGCCUGCCCUUUCAUAUCCCAAGAUUAGAUACAAGUACCGAAGUUAUAUGUUUUGCCUGGUGAUAUUAUGACAAUAUGUAAACACUUGCCCUCCUUAUGCCAGUGGGUAUCAGAUAGCUUCAGAAAAUUAUCAUCCUUAUUGGCAAGGCUCGUUUUCUUUCCUGAGAAUCUGAAAGAGUUGGAUAAUACUGUCCUCUCCUCAAAAUGUAAAAGACAGAAAAAACAAAACCCAACCAACCAACCAACCAAAACAAGCAAACAAACAAACAAACAAACUUGUAAGCAGCAAAUAAUUUUUUAAAGUGGAAAUUAUAUUAGAAGUAGCACAAGCUGAAACAGUGAUAUUGGCUAUUCAGCUUCACAUUUUCUGCAAUAGGGAUCAAGAAGGAGGUACUGGUUCUCCUGUGUAUUGGAUAGUAUUUGAUGAAACGUAUCAAAUUAAAUUAGCACAUUGUGUAGAUGAUGAGUAAGUUACUAAAAGGAUUUUAGGAGUAUAACCUUGCUGUUUUAUGCCACAUUUGCAUGCUGGCAUUUUUAAAUUCUUCCCUUUUCAAUUGUCCUUCACCCUAUACAAUGACUAAACAUUUUUUUAAAGAAAUGCAAAAUAAUUUUAAAAGUCACCCAUGACAUAAUGUCAGAGCAGCUGUGGAAUAAACCACUACCACCGCCAAAAAACCCAUGCAUAUUUCUAUACACUCUCAUGUAAUCAUGCCUUGCACCUACUGCAGAUCAUAGCUUCACUCUUUAAGAAGAUUCUCCUAACUGACUUUGGGUUCAUUUUUACUAAUGAAGCCAACAUCUAAUAUCACUGUCAAUAUGUAGGUGGUAAAGAGAUACGGAGCUAAUCAUUGGGAAGCCAUAUUUUCCUCCCAGGAAAAAAAUCCACAUAUGUUUCAAAAACCAAGCAUAUACAUUACUCUUAAUGGAAUAUAAUGCCUGUGUUCAUUUGCACCAAGUCCUUGGCAUCAUCUAAGAAACUGUGUUAUACAAAUUGUGUUAUAUAUAGGCUACUAGUGCAGCAGGAUUAGUACUAGUGACCUUGACAGGCAAUGGCACUUCAUAGUCUCCUAAAAUAGUACUGAUUAAGGCCACAUGAUUCAACCACUUCAAGGUCUGAUCUGUGCUUAGAUGGAAGACUCAAGUCACAUGAGUCCAAUCAUAGACGUAUGUGAUACAUGGAUUUAUAUUACAGCUACAUUGAGUUCAUCUUCAGUAAAUGAAACAUGCUGAAUUUUUAACAGAAGUUCUCAGAACCCCACAAAUUGGCUUCCACAAAAUCAGUAGAGCCAUUUAGAAUGAUAAGAAUUACUGAAUAAAUGCACAGGAGGAAGCAGUUCAAGAGUGUGUUUGAUCUAAGACAUCAUAUUAGGAAACUCUGUAAUCUCAUAUAAAUUUAUGCUUUAUAAUAUAUAUAUAUAUAUAUAUAUAUAUUGGUUUUGCAAAGCUGGUUUGUGUCAAAUUAACCUUCAGUUUCAUGAAGAAACCAAGGGUGUGAUCCACCAAAUCUUAAUUUGUAUUAAUAGGAGUUGCUUGGGACUGGUCAGUGGGGGAAUUGCCCAAAUUAUGCAAAUUAAACCAAGCUGAAUGUAGAAAAAAAAAAAAGCUAAGCAAACAACAGCCGUUUUAAAAUUAAUCAAAUUGUCACUAAGAGUCCUAAAGAUGGGCCUCCUAAUCAGAUUCCUGAUUUAUAUUUUACCUGCAAGAAAAAAAGAAAGCCUACUCUACUGGAGAUGGAAAACAAAAGAAGUAAUGAUAAAUGGUUGUAUAAUGUAGCCAAAACUGUAGUGCCAAAUCUCAUUGUCUUUUUAUCCCUGUCUUUAUCUCUUUCUUCAUACUACAUCUGUAAAUCCAUUUCUCAUCUAAAAAUGUAAAAAAAAAAAUCAUUGGAAAAAAAGUAAACAAUUUCCAGAACAGUACUGGAUAAUUUAUAAUUUUGUGGUUGUUGUAUGUCAGUAGAUAGAAGAGACUGAAGUAUUUUUGGUGUAGUUCUUGACUUUUUCUGACAGGACAAAUAAAAUUAGAUGUGUCUGAGAGUCUCAA